Molecule: messenger RNA, 456 nt
Organism: Diospyros lotus (date-plum)
Lineage: Eukaryota; Viridiplantae; Streptophyta; Magnoliopsida; Ericales; Ebenaceae
Product: protein EARLY FLOWERING 4-like
Exons: 1
Coding region: 1-456 (151 amino acids)
Biological process (GO): entrainment of circadian clock; positive regulation of circadian rhythm
Source: RefSeq, a predicted model, not a curated record
AUGGAGGACACCUGUCAAACCCUAACGAUCACGGCCAACAACAACCACCACCUCCGCCGUGGCCGACGCCUGAACGGAGACGAAGCGAAUGGAUUCGACUGCGACGAUGAAGAAGAUGAUGAUGGAGAGGAGUGUGAUAAGGAGGUCUGGAACGUGUUGAGCAAGAGCUUUCGCCAGGUCCAGUCGGUGUUGGAUCGGAAUCGGCUGUUGAUUCACCAAGUUGACGAGAAUCAUCAAUCCAAGAUCCCUGAGAACCUCGUCAAGAACGUUGCCCUAAUUCGUGAGAUCAACGGUAACAUAUCUAAAAUCGUAUCCCUCUACUCCGAUCUCUCCUCCAAUUUCUCCAACGUUGUUCGGCAGCGACGCGCAAUCCUGGCUUCCAACAUCGACGACCACCACCACCACCACAACAUGGAGAAGACCAACAUCAGCAAGGUCCAUAGUACCGGCGCUUGA